Messenger RNA from Eremothecium gossypii ATCC 10895, 270 nucleotides. Its product is annotated as ADL393W-Ap. The coding region runs from base 1 to 270 and encodes 89 amino acids. The transcript has a single exon. Lineage: Eukaryota; Fungi; Ascomycota; Saccharomycetes; Saccharomycetales; Saccharomycetaceae. The record is from RefSeq and is marked provisional.
AUGUUUUUAGUUCCCUGUAAAGUUCGUUACUCCGGCCCCACCGCCGAAUUCCAAUCCCUCAACCAUAUCAGAGGCAGGAAGAUUGUUGGUAAAGAUAUUUUAUCCAAAUUCCCCGAUUCCAACGCUUAUUUGGCCCGCCCCGACAACGUGGCAACCCUCAACGCAAUCCUCAAUUGUGAACGUGACGGCAACGACCAACGGCUCCUUUCUGAGCUCCACAAGUUUCACGAGAAUUUAGACCUAAAUGAUGCCAUCCAUGCGUCUACGUAA